UGCGUGUGUCUGCGUGUGCGUGAGUAUGUCGGGGCCGCGCGCGCUGAGGACGCUGAGGGAGGCGCGUGCUCGUGUCACAUUCUUCAGAUGAUCCGCUAAUCGGCAGAAACACAGACAGACGAGCGGCGAGAGACAGACAGCAGCGGGCACGAGAAUGCUGGCUGAAGAUGGACGUUCCUGAAUACCUGGAUCUGGACGAGAUUGACUUCACUGAUGAUUUACCUUUCAAGAGCAUCCCUGAGCUGUGCCGAAGACACGAUGGAGCGAACGACGAGAGACAAGCUCCGUCCAUCAGCUGGGCUCGUAGUGCGGCGUCACACGGAGCGGGAAUCAAGCCCACGGGCAUCGCUGAUGUCUACAGCAAGCUCCGGCCGGUCAAGCGCGUGUCUCCUCUCAAACACCAGCCGCAGGAGACCGAGCCGGAGAGCGAGGGGAAGAGCGGCGAGCUGACCGCAGAGAUCAGCAAAGACAAGAGCAGAGACCUGCUGAUGUUGGGAGAGCUGGAGCACUACGACCUGGACAUGGACGAGAUCCUGGACGUGCCGUACAUCAAGUCCGGUCAGCAGACGUCCAGCCUGCCGCGAGAGAAGAGGAGCGCGCUCACACACUCCGAGAGCAUGAGCCACGGGACACACUUCUGUGUGCUCUCUCCCGUCAGCUGGCCACACAUCAGGAAGUCCAAGUCUGUGGAUCAGGACUAUCUCAGGACACAGAGCGCUCACGGAUCAGAGCCGGACCUCAACCAACCCGACAUGCUCCCUCUUCAGCCGGCCAAAGCCCCGAAGCAGGACAAACCCUGGAGGACGUUUGGAGAAGCUGAUGAAGAAGCCAAGAAGACACAGAACAUCCUGAACAUCGUGAGAGAAGGACAGAUCUCUCUGCUGCCUCAUUUAGCGGCGGAGAACCUGGAGCGCAUCCGAGACGAGGACGAGAACAACCUGCUGCACGUGUCUGCGGCUCAGGGUCACACCGACUGUCUGCAGCACCUGACCUCACUGAUGGGAGAAGACUGUCUGACCGAGAGGAACACACAGCAGCUGACGCCCGCUGGCCUCGCUGUCAGGAACGGUCAUCUGGAGUGUGUGCGCUGGAUGGUGAGUGAAACCGAAGCCAUCGCCGAGCUCAGCUGCACUCGUGAGCAUCCCAGCCUCAUCCACUACGCCGCGAGACACGGACAGGAGCGUGUGCUGCUGUGGCUGCUGCAGUUCAUGCAGGAGCAGGGCAUCUCUCUGGACGAGGCGGAUCAGAACGGGAACACGGCGGUGCAUGUGGCGGCUCAGUUCGGACAUCUCAGCUGCAUUCAGACUCUGGUGGAGUACGGCUCGAAUGUGACAGUGCAGAACGAGCAGGGCGAGCGAGCGUCCCAGAAUGCCGAGCGGCAGGGUCACAGCACCUGCUCCAGGUACCUGGUGGUGGUGGAGACCUGCAUGUCUCUGGCCUCGCAGGUGGUCAAACUGACCAAACAGCUGCAGGAACAGUCGACGGCUCGAGUCGCUCUUCAGAACCAGCUCCAGCCGCUGCAGACCCACAGACCGCCGUCACCCAGCUCAUGGACUGAGAUGAAUCUCACGGAUGAAGCGGCUUCUGAUGGAAAAGAGGCGGAGCCAGGGGCGGGGCCUGGAGCUGGACCAAUGAAACGGCUGGGCCCGGGUGAGAGGCGGGAACUGAAGCAGAUCAUGCAGCGUUCGCUCAGCGAAUCAGACGGAGACGCUGUGUAUCCUGCGGACGAGUCCAAGCAGCCCAGACCCGAGCGGCCCACACAGCUGCCCAUCAAGCUCAACGUCUCCUUCACACACAGGACUUCCAGAACCGUGAACGUUUACAACCCGUCUCCGUCGUCAGACCAGAGCGACCCAGAAACCAAGACGGAGUUGACGGGAGAGAUCCCCGACGGACAGAAGCUCACCACGAGUCCCAAAAGCGCCCUCAAGUCUCCGUCCUCUCGCAGAAAGACCUCGCAGAGCCUCAGACUGAGAGUCACGUUUGACGAGCCGCCGCGGAAAGAUGGACCUGCACCCGACGCCAGAGUCCAGCCCGGAAAAGACAAGCCGGAGUCGAGCAGAUGGGCGUUCGGGACGCUCCGAUCCUUCAUGGAAACCCUCAGCGGAAACCAGAACAACAACAACAACAGCGCUGCCAAACACGCCGGGACGUCCGGAAAGAAGAGCAAGAGCAAGACAAGCUCUGUUUAA
Molecule: messenger RNA, 2192 nt
Organism: Carassius carassius (crucian carp)
Lineage: Eukaryota; Metazoa; Chordata; Actinopteri; Cypriniformes; Cyprinidae
Product: synphilin-1-like
Exons: 10
Coding region: 168-2192 (674 amino acids)
Molecular function (GO): ubiquitin protein ligase binding
Source: RefSeq, a predicted model, not a curated record